Molecule: messenger RNA, 1459 nt
Organism: Aspergillus ochraceoroseus IBT 24754
Lineage: Eukaryota; Fungi; Ascomycota; Eurotiomycetes; Eurotiales; Aspergillaceae
Exons: 6
Coding region: 195-1127 (310 amino acids)
Source: RefSeq, a predicted model, not a curated record
AGUUUGAGGAGGUAGUACGGAGUACAUAGUGGAUUUAUCCAACGCCCACAGAAGCGCUAGGGGUUGCGAAUGAUAGGGGAUUAGGAGGACCUUUUGAUAUGGAAAUCUGAUCCACAGUGUACACUGCAGCUAGAUGUCAUGGCGAUCGCCUUCGACCUAGGUAUAGAAUAUCUUCCAAGUUUUAGGGGCUCCUAAUGAUCUGCUGGAUAUUCAUAACUAUUUCUCGACUUGAAACGCCGCUUGGGGAUUCACACCUGGUCCUCCCAUUGUCAGCACAGCCACGAUUGGGAAAGGAUAAACAAGCCAAGAUCGACGGGUUCGCUAUCAUCCAUAGAAGCACUAUUGCUCAGUUUCUUUUUCCAGCGUCCAAAGGAUACGCUAGAGGGAUGACAUGGCCCAAUGACCGGUCCAAGGCACCGACAGAGGUUCCCGCCAAGCGUGGAGGGGACUGCGGGAAAUGGAAUAGAGAAGGAGCAGAAGAGGGUGAAAAAGGAGGCAUCUGCAAAUCCACGAUAACGGGCGAUCAGGGGACUUUGCUCUCAAUUUACCUUCCAUUCCAAAUCCUUUGUUGUCUUGGUUUCUACGCUCCCAAUAUCCUUGUCGCCCAUCGAUUCCCUUUCGUACCUAGCAAAAUGCCUGGUGUUCCACCCAAUGCGCUCCAGCAGUUGAAGAAGGGCCUCAAGUCCAUCUUUCGCAAAAAGAAGAAGGCUGCCGUCGCUGCUCCUGUUGUCGACCAGCCCGCAGAUAAGUCGGAAGAAACACCAACGCCUGCUGCUCCUGCCGCUGAGGUUAAACCGGAAGAGCCAGCUCCUGCAACAGAAGCCAAGCCCGAAGAGACUCCUGCUGCGGACCAGCCCGCGGAGACUCUACCUACUGAAGCCAAACCAGAGAGUUCUGAACCCUCCGCAGCUCCAGCCGCUACUCCUGCUCCAGAAAAGAAGACUGAGGAGCCAGUUCCUGACACAAAGACCGAGACUCCAGCCGAAGCUCCAGUGGCCACCACUGUAGAGCCCCCCGUUGAGGCUGCUGGCCCAUCUGAGAAUGCUGCGGAACCAGCGAAACCUGCUGAGCCGGAAAAGCCCUCUGGGGCUGUUGGACCCCUUAAGAAUGUCUUGCCCCUUAACUAACCCGCCGCAUGGUAAUCGCAACCACGAUUCAUCGAUAUCUAUCUUAUCCUUUCCCUAUGUCUGCAAUUGCUAGCCUCUGCUCGCCUCAUACCCCAAUUUCUACUUUGUGCUGAAUUUCGAUACCUUUGCUUGUUUUUUCUUUUUUCUUUUUUUUUUCUUUUUAUUGAUAUGACAUCGUACAAUACACUGUGCUGUCUUUACUAGUCGUGGUUUCGCCCCGUCUGAAUGGCCUCCUGUCGCCUACUAAUCAUGGCUAGAAUUGGCCAAUCGCACUAAUUUGCUUCUCAUACCCUAGCUGUUGUUCUUCAUGACGACACGAAUGGAGAUAGAAU